AGAUGCAGACUCUGCCCCACGGAAUGGCUCAUGUAUGGGGGAAAAUGUUUCUGGGCAUCUAAAGAGAGUCGAAUUUGGCACAAGAGCCAUGAUGAUUGCUCAGCAAAGAGUUCUCACCUCCUGGUGAUUCAGGAUCAAAAGGAGAUGGAUUUCAUAUCCAGUGUUACACAGGACACAAAUCCAGUUUGGCUGGGACUCACCAUGACAUCCCCAGAGUGGAAGUGGACCUGGCUGGACAACUCUCUUCUAGAUCAAACACUGUUCCCAGUAGUCGGCUCUGGUGAAAGGAACAGCUGUGGAGUGAUAAAAGGGAAGCAGAUUCAUUCUGAAACCUGCAAUGCUGUUGUUAAAUGGAUUUGUGAGAAGGAAGCUCUCCUGCUGUAAUCAAAGGCAUUAAGGACCCCCUAUAUGUAGAAAUGAAGCAGAAAGCAGGUUUAGCUGUAAUCUGUCACUGGUUCAAUAGU
Molecule: messenger RNA, 464 nt
Organism: Mauremys reevesii (Reeves's turtle)
Lineage: Eukaryota; Metazoa; Chordata; Testudines; Geoemydidae
Product: killer cell lectin-like receptor subfamily F member 1
Exons: 3
Coding region: 31-384 (117 amino acids)
Source: RefSeq, a predicted model, not a curated record